ACACGCACUUUAGGAUGCUGAGUCACUCGAUCCCAACGUUAAACACUGGAAAACGCAAUUUCUCUGUGUUUGAGGAUCGUCCUAAAACCUAAGUCAUGGCUUGUUCCGGCUGUGACGGUGAGAUGUGCCUGGAGACUUCGGAGACUAGUUAUUUAAUGCCAGCCUAGGCCAUCUUGAUCUCUCUCUGGGAAAGGACAAGUUUUUACUUUGCGUAAUCCUUAAAUGAGAGUGAAUAAAGCCUAUAUACAGAAGAGAGACUCCAGUCAACAAUAUCAAUAAGUUGAAAAAGAAGAAUGUUGUCCUUAAACAACCUACAAAAUAUCAUCUAUAACCCGACCAUCCCCUAUGUCAGCACCAUUACCGAGCAGUUGAAGCCUGGCUCUUUGAUUGUAAUCCGUGGGCAUGUCCCUAAAGAUUCAGAAAGAUUCCAGGUAGACUUUCAGCAGGGCAACAGCCUGAAGCCAAGAGCUGAUGUGGCCUUCCACUUUAACCCUCGCUUCAAAAGGUCCAACUGCAUUGUCUGCAACACCCUAACAAAUGAGAAGUGGGGCUGGGAGGAGAUCACCUACGACAUGCCCUUCAGAAAAGAGAAGUCCUUUGAGAUCGUGAUCAUGGUGCUCAAGAACAAGUUCCAGGUGGCUGUGAAUGGAAAGCACGUCCUGCUGUAUGCCCACAGGAUCAGCCCAGAGAAGAUAGACACACUAGGCAUCUACGGCAAAGUGAACAUUCACUCCAUCGGGUUCAGAUUCAGCUCGGAUUUACAAAGUAUGGAAACAGUUAAUCUGGGACUGACACAGAUAAGCAGAGAAAAUGUUCAAAAAUCUGGCAAGCUCCAGUUGAGCCUGCCAUUUGAAGCAAGGUUGAAUGCCUCCAUGGGCCCUGGACGAACCGUUGUCAUUAAAGGAGAAGUGAAUACAAAUGCCAGAAGCUUUAACGUUGACCUAGUGGCAGGAAAAACAAGGGAUAUUGCUCUGCACUUGAACCCACGCCUGAAUGUGAAAGCAUUUGUAAGAAAUUCCUUUCUUCAGGAUGCCUGGGGAGAAGAGGAGAGAAAUAUUACCUGCUUCCCAUUUAGUUCUGGGAUGUACUUUGAGAUGAUAAUUUACUGUGAUGUCCGAGAGUUCAAGGUCGCGGUGAAUGGCGUGCACAGCCUGGAAUACAAGCACAGAUUUAAAGACCUGAGCAGUAUCGACACACUAUCAGUUGAUGGUGAUAUCCGUCUGCUGGAUGUAAGGAGCUGGUAGCUACCAUGACUGCCAAAACCCUCGAAAUACAAAGUGGAUUAUCGGAUACUGGCCAUGUCAAAUGCAUCUCGCUUUCCCCCAUUGUUUAUAUUGUUAAGUUGAGCUCCUACAGCAUCAAGUCCUACUGGUGUUGUCAGGCCUGGCCAUGCAAUGUGGCUACCUCUCCAUUCAGAGGAACAGAUCCGGGGCAGUCAUAGCUCACUGCCAGGGAGCCUCUGCACACUGGGCACCUCUUGUAAAAUCACACUGAGCAAAUAUUUAAGUGCCUAAUAGACUACAUAUACUAGCUAAUAGGGAUGGCAAGCAAACUUCCUAUGUCUAUUCUCUGAGCUGGCCACAGACACGGCAGUGCCCAGAACUUGUGUAGUCCUUGUUUUCUGGCACUUAUGUGUCACAUGAAUGUAGGGUCAUCUUGCUGGCAUUGCGUUAAGCCAGCUGGGGCCUUUGCAGUUAAGGUCAGAAACAUAUACUAAUGGAAAGCACUACUUCCCAGCAAUCCUUUUCAUAAUCAACAAUCCAUCAUAUCUCAGAGUUGAAGACUGCGUAACAUUUAUUUAGCUCUUACUGCUUUAAACUUUAUAAAUGUAUCAUGCUGACAACACAGCAGACAAACUGAGGCCAAAUCCUCAACUGUGAUAAAACAAGUGUUCUGCUCCACGUAGAUUUCUGCUGAUUGAUUGGCACUCGAGUCCAGGUAGAAGUUGGAUAAAUGGUUUGUAAAACCAUCUUGGGUGGCUAACAUCAGAUAUACAGUCAGUAGAUAAGACAGGCACUAUCUGUGAAAAGGUUGAGCUGUCGUGGAGACCAGCCCUCGUGCCUUCGGGUCUGAAGUUUUCGGUCUGUAUCAGCAGCGAGGUCAGCCACUGCUGUCUGCUAAGUCAACUUGCAUCAGCAGAUUCAGCUUCUGGACUCCUCUAACUUCCAGAAUUUGACUGGAACCCUAGGCAGUCUUUCUUCACAGGUCCAAUCCCGUUACAGAUGUCAAAGGUUUGGGUGUGGGGAAGAAGAGCUAAUGUCAUGGGUCAUUGUAUGACAUUAAACCACAGGAUAGAAUUCUGCCAGGGCUUAGGAGUAUUCAGUCCAUUUGCCCAGAUCUCACUUUUUAGGAAGUACUCAAGGCUGCAACUGCUUACUCUUAAAAACUCAUAUGGGGUGGUAGGUGGAGCUGGGCAAUCUGUAGGGAGGCCAGAGGGUCUAGAUCCCCAGUUACUUCUUCAUAAAGAAUGCAUUACUGAGAUAUUGGGGGCUGAAAGGCACUCAGGAAACAAAUAAAAGCCCAUUCAUACAAAAGCUUAUUUUUUAUUUCUAUUUUUUUACACAAAGCUAUUAAGACUGAUUUUGAAUAGAUUCAGUCUUAGUCAGACUCUGGUCUUUUUAAAGAGCUGCUGGAAUUUAUUAGGUUGUGAGACAUUUUGUUGUAUAUUCCUAAAUUCUGUCUCUAAACUGCAAAAUGCCUUUUUGCUUGUCCUAAUUCUGCAUUAAAGUUUUAUAUUAAAUCAGAA
Messenger RNA from Arvicanthis niloticus (Nile rat), 2746 nucleotides. RefSeq names its product galectin 8 (gene Lgals8). NCBI's taxonomy places the organism in Eukaryota, Metazoa, Chordata, Mammalia, Rodentia, Muridae. The record is from RefSeq and is a predicted model, not a curated record. Gene Ontology annotation, molecular function: carbohydrate binding. Gene Ontology annotation, cellular component: cytoplasm.